AAAAAUCCAUCCAGUCUUUGGUGUUACUUUUUAAGCCUGGAAGUCUCGAGAGUCAUGGCUGGAACUUUAAAUGAGUUCAAAAGUUGUAUUUAUCCUCCAGCACUUGACUGCAUGCACACUCUGAAAUGCACAGACCGGGUUUGGACACGAGGGGCCCGAGUAAGGAAAAAUGUGGUAAGUGGUAUUAACACAUUUUUUAGUAUAUGUACAUUUUUGCACAGUAAUUUAAAAAUAUUUUGAACAAGGGAAAUUUCUGUACUGGUCCAUUUUUGCAUUUUGACUUAGUUGUAACCUGAAUUUGUCUUGUGUCAUCGGUUUCCAAGUCUGAUUCAUGGCUUGUCUUUGUAGAUAUUGACUUGAUCCUACUAAAGAUCAACAUUGAUGUGUUUUGAGGUGCAUUUUGCCUAAUAAAUGCAAAACGCUGUUCAAAAAAUGUAAGCCUAGUAAAUGCUCCCAGUGACCACAGAUUGUGUUUACAUCUGGUGCAAUGCAUUUAUUGCACACAGUCCCUAAAUAAACCAAUACGUCACAUGGACAGGUCAUUACAAAAUACACUUUCCUUAAGUACCGAGGAAAUAUAAAACAACGUGAAAUCGAGCGUUGUAGUAAGAACGUUACACUGACUGUCGGGUUGAAAUCCUCCAGGUGGCGUUUCCCAGGGUCACGCGCACGGUCACGCGCACGCCCCCCUGGGGGUGUUUGACCAAGUGUCGGCCGCUUCGUCGUGUUGCCACGGCAACGCAUGUUUGAAACCGCAGGCCUGCUACAGACUUGUGUGUGUGCUAGCGCGCGUCUCGGUAUUAUAUACUUAAAAUAUACGAUGCCACCCAAAGGCAAAGGCUCAAGUAAAAAGCCUCCAAAGGCGAGAACGCCCACCCUGAUAGAUGGAUUAACCAAGGACGAGCUGUCCAAGGAGCAGCUGGAGGAGCACAUCAUGCGCCUUCGAGAGCAGCUGGACAGAGAGAGGGAAGAGAGGAACUACUUUCAGCUGGAGAGGGACAAGAUCCACACAUUUUGGGAAAUCACCGACAGUAAACUAGAGGAGGUCAAGGCUGAAAAGAAGAACUUUGAUAAGGACAUGGAGGAGGAUGAGGGGCGCCACCAAGUAGAGAUCAAGGUGUUUAGGCAGAAGAUGAAGCACCUCCUGUGUGAGCACCAGAACGCAGUCUCUGAGUUGAAAGCACACGGUUUAGUCUCCAAACAGCUAGUGCAGGAAAAGCAAGAACAAUUACAGACUGAGCUUCACAAGGAAAUGAGGGCCGUCAAAGUCAACAUGCAAGAGCUCAACAAUGAAACCCUUGUGAAGGAGCUUGAAGUGAAACAUAAGGAAGAAAUGACUAAAACAAUUACCCGGGAGGAGAAGAAAUAUGCAGAAAUUGAAGCGGAACAUGAUAAAAAGUUGGAGCUGCUACAACAACAGCUGCACAACUUUAGAACAAACAUUGCCAGUGAGACAGAAGAUCAGUGGAACAGCCACAUCAACACUCUAAUCGAAGAACACAAGGAAGCGGUCAUUGAAAUUGAGGUCGCUGUUCUUCGCUUACAACGGGCUGUUGAGGAGAACAGUUCACUCAAGAAAGGAAUUGAUGAAAUGAUCAAGACAGAGGCGGAUGGCGGGCACCUGGGCAUAGUGCUUGAGAAUCAACAUCUGGUCCAGGUUUUGUCAGAAGUCGAAGAGGAGUGCAAGAAAUUAGAGAAACUACUGCGAUUCUCUUCAUUGGAAAAGGUUGACAGUGAAACGAUUAAAAAAAAGAAGCUGGAACAACUGAAACGGGAUCAUGAGGCACUGGAACCAAAAUUCAGCAAGCUUCGGCUGGAAACAAAUGAGCUGUACGAGACGUCCACUCAGAAUAUCGAGCAGGUGCAGCAGAAGGCAGAUAGGAAGAGCAUGCAGCUGGAGGGGAAGCUGAAAGACCUGACAGACGGCCUGGAGGCGACGCAGGCUCAGCUCCUCUCGGUGCUUUCUGCCUGUAACAUGGACCAAACUGCUCUCCAUGGGGCCACUAACACGAUUGAGAAAAAUCUGGACUCAACUAAUAAAUCCAUCAGGAAGUUGGAGUGUAAAAAAGCUCAACUCUCUCAGGUUCGUAAGGAUUUGCUGCUGACCUACAAAGCUUUGAGUGGAGAAGCUCUGUGUAGAAAAUGUGUCUGAAAUAGAUUUUGGGUUCGCUCCAAAAUGACAUGCAAUGAAUCCACAGACUGAUCCAUUUACAGUCACUCUCACUGUCGUGGCAACUCGUUAGCAUCUGAACUGUUUCUCAUAUUUUCCUUCGAUAUGCAGUAAACGUAUUACCUCUCUUCAACUUGUUUUUAAGAAUAGAUUUUAAGAAUAUAGAAUAUGUGGUAAUAAUGAUAAGGGAUGAAACACAUUUUGUUUUGUUUUUGUGUAUAUUAAGAUACCAAGACAGUGAUAAGAUACAAAAAUGAAUCUAGAAUUAAACAACUUUGAUUUAAAAGAAGCUUGACUUGGUACUGAUUGACAGAGAUAGUUACAGCGGCUUUAAAUUACUCUUUGUACUCCAUCAUAGCUGGUUUUAAUCCCUAUCAUUUGCCCGCUCAGUUCAAAGAGUCAUUUUUAGGGUAGUCUUAGCUCCAUUUGAACUAAAUAUGUAUAUACUGUGUUUGGAUUCUGAAGAGAAAGUGCUGAAAUAGUAAAUUAGUUGACAACUCAAUCAGAAUACGGGCUGUUCUGUGACAGUAAGACGUGUUUGCCUGUUAGAAUCUUGUUUUUAUUCAUAGAAGAGCCACGUAUGACUUUUUAAAACCUCCGACCAGCAUUUCUUAUAUUUCCAUAAUAUAAUAUGAUAUUUUAGAAUCAUUUUCAGCAAAGCAGCGGAAAAUCAGCUCUGUAGGAUCAUUGUUCGAUCUGUCUGUAUUUAAAAAGGGUUAUGUUUAUAGUCCGCUCUGAGAAUUUACAUGACUAGCGCAAUGUUUCACAUUUUUGUCCCUCUGACCAACUGUAUUUGUGGUCAUUCAAGGUCACAUUCAGGGACACAUAUACAAAAAUUAGCAAAAAAAUUCAUUUGUGUAUAAAGUGAGAACUGAUAAUACUGCUAGCGGGGAAUGUUCAAAGCGGCAGUAAAGGUUUUUAAGUGACCAUAAAAUAUUGCUAAAUACAACCUAACUUGAGUUAAAGCGUGUGCUUGACACCAGAGAGUAAGAGGAUGUAAAGUAGAACAACAUUUUAUCUUGACUUUUCUUGUUAAAUGUAAUGAAAAAAAAAUCCAAUUGCUGAAAGGUUUGUUAUUGUCACGUUAAUUAACAAUAAAACGAUGUUUUAAUGGAG
Molecule: messenger RNA, 3286 nt
Organism: Gasterosteus aculeatus aculeatus (three-spined stickleback)
Lineage: Eukaryota; Metazoa; Chordata; Actinopteri; Perciformes; Gasterosteidae
Product: dynein regulatory complex subunit 4
Biological process (GO): flagellated sperm motility
Cellular component (GO): microtubule; motile cilium; Golgi apparatus
Molecular function (GO): microtubule binding; small GTPase binding
Source: RefSeq, a predicted model, not a curated record